AACAUAAUUUAUUUGUAACAUUCUUGCAAAACUUGAUCGACCCCAUCAUUUUCUUUUAAUUUAUCUCAUCGAAUGCAUUAUAACUCAACAUUAUUGUCGAUGGACGCCGGCGAGGAGCUGCCACCACCACCACUGCCACCUCCGCCUCUUCCGCCACCACCGAUGUUACUAUCCAACGACCUAUCUCCGACCAACUUCUUCAUGCAACAACCUAAUGAUCAAUUGCCAAUGCAAAAUAAUUGUAAUUCUAGUCAAGUUGGAUUUAUUUGUGAUAAUAUUGAUUGGGCUGGGCUUUUAUCAUCGGGCCCUUCGAUUAAUAACAAUAAUGAGUCGAUUGCAACAACGUCAAAUGUGUCGAUAAAUCCUAGGAAUAGGAAUAUGAAUAUGAUGGAAGGUGGUGAACAACAUCAACAACAAUUACAAAUACAAGAACAUAAUUUAUGUAGAAGAGAGAAAGGGAAGAAGAGGAAAUAUGUACCACCUAGGAUUGCAUUUCAUACAAGGAGCACUGAGGAUAUUCUUGAUGAUGGAUUUAAGUGGAGAAAAUAUGGUCAAAAAGCUGUCAAAAAUAGCACACAUCCAAGGAGUUACUAUCGAUGUACACAUCAUACAUGCAAUGUGAAAAAACAAAUCCAAAGGCUUUCAAAGGAUACAAGCAUUGUGGUGACAACUUAUGAAGGCAUUCACAAUCACCCUUGUGAGAAGCUAAUGGAGACGUUGAGUCCAAUUCUAAAGCAACUUCAAUUUCUCUCUAGGUUCUAAAUAAAUAUGUAUUACUCCUAUUAAUUAUACUAAAUGUGAUAUAAUCUAAAUGUCUCAAACUGAAAAAGUAACGUAACAUAUAUAUGUUGGUGUCUAUAUGAACCAACAUAUAAAAUUCUGUAUAGAAAUGUAAAUUAAGAUAUCAUACAGUCGAGAAGAAGCUAGCGAUCGUUUCCAAUGUUACCACGUUAUGUAUUUAUAUGAACCAACAAAGUUCAUUCUUCAAAAAAAUCAUGUGAAUUUUCAUGUG
This is a messenger RNA of Solanum dulcamara, 1012 nucleotides long. RefSeq names its product probable WRKY transcription factor 12. Gene Ontology annotation, biological process: regulation of DNA-templated transcription. NCBI's taxonomy places the organism in Eukaryota, Viridiplantae, Streptophyta, Magnoliopsida, Solanales, Solanaceae. Gene Ontology annotation, molecular function: DNA-binding transcription factor activity; sequence-specific DNA binding. The transcript is spliced from 2 exons. Bases 73 to 762 code for a protein of 229 amino acids. The record is from RefSeq and is a predicted model, not a curated record.